Durusdinium trenchii is the source of this 1614-nucleotide messenger RNA. The record is from the annotation of a GenBank genome assembly. Lineage: Eukaryota; Dinophyceae; Suessiales; Symbiodiniaceae.
UGUGUAAGCAAGUAAGCCUUGGUUUUAAAGUUUGAGUGAGGUGCACAUUCAGCUUGCAAUGUCCGCCGUGUCGGUGUCGACCAAGCUUUCCGUGCCAUCUGCGCCGUGGAAGCCGGGAGUGAAGCCUGUGCCACGCCGCGGUCUGUCACGGAUCUCUGAGAUCAAAACAAGGCACACGGUAGUGGCUGUUGCUGCUUUCCUAUCCAGGUGCUUUCAGCGAUCUCGAGCUGCCCACAAAGCCUUGCCCAAGGGGUUUGAAGAGAACGGCCCGCAGCUUUUUAGGAGAGGGCUGCUGCUGAGCACUUUGGCUCCUAGCAUCGCUAAGGCCGAGCACUUGGCAAGUCUGGCUUCAGAAGCCUUAAAAAAUGCCCAGGGCAAGGUGGCUGUCAUUACAGGAGCCACUUCUGGUGUUGGACUUGAAGCUGCUCGAGUUUUAGCAGCCAAUGGAUGCGAUGUUUAUGUCGCUGGGCGCACCCUUGAGAAAGCGCAAAAAGCAGCGGCUGAUGUUGCUGCCUCUGCCACCGGCCAGGUCUUCCCUAUGGAGCUGAACUUGGCAUCAUUGGACUCGGUCCGCCGCUUUGCGUCCGAGUGGGACUCCUCGAUCAGGAGACCGGUGGAUAUCCUCGCUUGCAAUGCAGGCCUUGCUUUAGGUCAAGAUCAGAAGGAGCCGCUUUUCACAGAAGAUGGCUUUGAGCUCACAGUCGGCACAAAUCACCUGGGACACUUCCUGCUGGCCAACCUGAUGAAGAAGCAGUUGGCCCCAGAAGCCCGUGUGGUGGUCACCGCUUCAUCGGUGCACAACCCGGCCACCGGGGAUCCCGGAAAGCAAGCCACGUUGGGUGAUCUGUCAGGACUGGGGAAAUUCAUGGUGGACGGGUCGAGCUAUGAUGCCGGGAAAGCAUACAAAGAUUCCAAGCUGUGCAACGUGCUGUUCACAUUGGAGUUCGCGAGGCGUUUGAAGAGAGAGGGGUCAAACAUCACGGUAAAUUGCUUCAGUCCAGGUUUGAUUCCUUCAAAGACCUUCUUUCGAUAUCAAAACGAGGGCUUCUCUUCUGCCUUUGCCUUUGCUGCUGAAAAUAUCUUGAAAAUCGCUGAGACACCGCAGUUCGGAGGUGACACUCUAGUCUUCAUGGCUUUGGACCCAAGUUUGAAGCAGAAGACAGGCUGCUUUUACUCCGCAAUUCCUCCAGGAAAGCACCAGUUUGUGGAGGACACCCCGUCUCAAGAGGCUUCCAACGAGAUUGAGGCAGGAGAACUUUGGACUCGCUCAGCUGCACUUGUGGGUCUCUGACUGUGUCAUAUGGAGGAAAAGAGGUUGCAGGUUUCCCAGGGGUAGAAAACACUAUAAGAGGCAUUGGACAAAUAAAGUUGUUUCUCUUGGAGGUGCUUGAAACAUUGGGGAAACAUUGAGGAAACAUCUGCCCUUGAUAUAGCGACUCAGCUGCCUGCAUCUUCAAUCUGGCGGGAUGCUAAAGCGCGAACAGAAAAGGAAUUGCGCGUAUGUUUGUUGUAACCCCGCGCAUCAACAUGAAAGACAUAGUCAUCUAAUGGAAUCUAACGUUGACAACGUUUGGUUGACCAGACCAACACAUAACUGACUUGCUUGUGAGAUUU